Loa loa (African eye worm) is the source of this 6254-nucleotide messenger RNA. RefSeq names its product Sec7 domain-containing protein. The transcript has 42 exons. Gene Ontology annotation, biological process: regulation of ARF protein signal transduction. Gene Ontology annotation, molecular function: guanyl-nucleotide exchange factor activity. The record is from RefSeq and is a predicted model, not a curated record. Lineage: Eukaryota; Metazoa; Nematoda; Chromadorea; Rhabditida; Onchocercidae. Bases 105 to 6254 code for a protein of 2049 amino acids.
GUGUAGUACUGGUGGAAGUAACGCGUUGGGACGGGAGUUACUACUUCAGGUAAAAUCAACCAAUAAAUCUUUGUUCUGGUGAAAGUGAAUCGGAAGGUGAAUUUAUGGCGGUGAAUGGCUUAUACAUAGUUCAGGGUGAAGCCAAUGCUGUGGUAGCAUUAUUGAAGAAAGCACACCGAAACUGGCCGCAUCAUCAACAACAGAUUUAUUUAGGGCAUUCACUGCUUGAUGAAACUGACCCGUUGUUGAGGAAUUUCGCAGAUCUGAGGGAUGUUUUCAAUUCUGUAAACGAUUUACUGGAUAUGAAUCCUGACACAUACCUAAGUCCAUUUUUGGAUGUGAUACGUUCUGAUCAAACUAAUGGUCCAGUAACGGCGCAAGCUUUAUCAUCCGUUGCUAAAUUUCUUAGCUAUGGAUUAAUUGAUAGUUCAAGUAUCAAAGCAUCAAAUGCGGUAGAAAAUAUUGCGGAUGCCGUAACACAUGCAAAAUUUAUUGGUAGUGCUGACAGUGGCAGGGAUGAAGUCGUUCUGCUAAAAAUUCUUCAGGUGCUGCGUACUCUUUUACUUACACCAGUUGGACGAUUACUGUCGAACGAAAGCGUUUGCGAAAUGAUGCAAAGUUGCUUCCGGAUCAGUUUUGAACCUGCUUUGAGUGAACUUUUACGUGGUGUCGCUGAAGCUACCUUAUCAGAUAUGACGCAGCUGUUAUUCACAAGGCUAUCUACGUUUCAGGAAGAUAUUCGUCAUCCUUACAUUCGAAAACUGGUGAAACGUGCUGGUCAUUUAGUGGGGAAAAGAAAGAGACGAAAAACUUAUUUUAAUGAUAUUGUAAAGAACGAGAAAGGAGAAAAGGAUGACACUGAAAACGAUAUUCCAAAACCUCGACAAUCGAAGAAAGAAGAUGUGGAGUUGAUAAAGGAAGAAAAUAGCCAGGAAAGUGGUCACGACGUUGGAUCGCCUCAAAAUGCUGGUCUGUCAAGUUCGAUCGAAAUGGUACCCCAUUUGCACGAUAAGGUUGAGAGAAAACACAAAAGUGAUAAUUCUCAAGCUACUGUUAUCGAUGAAGCAGAAACAACUAGUGUUGCCGCUCAUCAGCAUUUGAUGGAGAAGUCCGAAUCCGUUGAGUGUUAUGGCGUUGCUGUUGUUAGUGGGUUAUCUAAAGAAUCUUUCGAGGCAGUAAAACUUGAUUCAGAUGAUGGUGCUGUGCCAGACAGUGAUGAUAGCUCUGCAUCACCUGAGGAAGAUAAUAACGAGAAGGGAAGAGUGGCCAGAAAGAGGAUAAAAAGUCCUGAAGAGAUGGUGAAACCAAUAUCCGAUUUUGAAAAGGGAAAUUCUGUAGUAAAUGAUGAAAAACCAGUACCGUCCACAGAGAUAGUUGCUUCAAGCCCAACCACUCACAUACCAUACGGUAUACCAUGUGUUCGUGAACUACUCAGGUUUUUAAUCGCUCUAACUAAUCCACUGGAUCGUGCUAAUACGGAAUCAAUGAUUUUGAUGGCGUUAAAUUUGCUCACUGUUGCAUUGGAAGCUGGUGCCGAUCAUAUUCGUAGUUUCUCAUUGCUAAUGCCACUUGUGAAAGAUGAACUUUGUCGUGCGCUAUUACAACUUUUGGAUACCGAGAAAUUACCCAUAUUCGCUGCGACGAAUCGUGUCUGCUUCCUCUUGUUUGAGAGUCUUCGUUCAGAUUUGAAAUUCCAACUUGAAAUGUAUUUCCUAAAGUUACAAUCAAUCAUUACCAGUGAGCAGACUCGUAUUAGUUAUGAGCAGAAAGAAAUGGCACUGGAAAGCAUUGUGCAGUUGUGGCGUAUAGCGGGACUGGUUACGGAAAUUUAUUUGAAUUAUGAUUGUGAUUUGUACUGUUCAAAUCUUUUUGAAGAUCUUACUAAGCUUCUUCUUGAAAAUGCGUUUCCUGUUCUCGGUCUACGUUCUGUCAAUCUAUUAUCGUUGGAUGGUUUGCUUACUGUAAUUGAUACGAUUGACAAUAACUGUGUAUACAGGCAAGCUGGUGGUGUUCAUCAUAAAACCAUUGUUCCAACUUCUGUACCGGCGCAAUUGCACUUACCAGUUAUUAGUGGAUAUGCAUUUGGGCGGCAGAGUGCGAUCGAUGGAACUUUAUCAAUUGCUACGGCGGAAAAAACGGCACUUUUUGAAACGUUUUUACCUUCUACGGCAUUACGCGCAAAUCGGAUGGCUCCGUCGUCUUCUCUUCCAUCAAUUAUAGAAGUUAUUGAAAGGAAAAAGAAAAAACGAAUUAUUACAGAAGCGACGGAACUUUUCAACCAAGAUCCAAAGAAAGGAAUUGAGUUCCUUAAAGAGAAGAAGUUUUUUAAAUCACCGCUGGAUCCUGUAGAUGUCGUGACGUGGUUGAAAGCUAACCCGCGCCUCGACAAAAAGCGGAUUGCCGACUACAUCUGCAACCGGAAAAAUGCCGCUGUGUUGGAUGCGUUUGUUCGGUCAUUCCCAUUUGAAAAUACCCGUCUGGAUGACGCUUUGCGUAUGUUUCUGGAAACAUUUAGAUUACCCGGGGAAGCCGCAGAAAUCUCGAUGGUAAUGCAGCAUUUUGCAGAUCACUGGUAUAUCACAAAUGGUGAGCCUUUUAACCACGUUGAUGCAGCGUUCACCUUAGCUUAUGCUGUCAUUAUGCUCAAUACUGAUCAACACAAUCCGCAGGUGCGAAGAAAUCAACGACCGAUGCAAGCGGAAUGUUUCAAGCGGAAUUUAUCAGGUACCAACGGUGGCCAAGAUUUCGAUCCUGCAAUGUUGGAUGAAAUGUACAAUGCUAUUAGAAAUGAAGAAAUUGUGAUGCCUGCUGAGCAAGUUGGAAUUGUAAAGGAAAAUUAUCUGUGGAAGGUUUUAUUGCGACGUGGUGAGACGAAAGAAGGUGAAUUCAUCCAUGUACCAGCUGGUUGGAAUGACCAUGAUUUGUUUAGUAUCAUUUGGGGUCCUGCUUCUGCAUCGUUAUCGUUCGUAUUUGACAAAAGUGGAAGAGACACCAUUUUACAGAAAGUGCUGAAUGGAUAUCGCAAGUGUGCAUCCAUAGCUGCACAUUAUGGAAUGAGCGAUGUUUUCGACAAUUUAAUUAUUCAUUUGUGCAAAUUUUCUACUUUGAUGGCUACAAAUGAAGAUAAUCCGGAGCAGAAUUUGGAUAUCCAACAACAAGGGGUUUUGAUUGAAAAUUCCAAUCAGAGUGCGGAACAGAUCGCAAUUGCCUUUGGUGAAAAUGCAAAAGCACAAAUGGCUGCAAGAGCCAUGUUCCAGUUGGUUCAUGCUCAUGGUGACAUUCUUCGCGAGGGCUGGAAAAAUGUGUUGGAUAGUAUUUUGCGGUUAUUUUAUGCCCGUUUAUUGCCUGCUGCAAUAACGGAAGUGGAGGACUUUGUAGAUAGUAAAGGAUGGGUUUCAAUACAGCGAGCACCACCACCAAAGUUAUCAGCAAACCGGAACGAUUCUAGUUUGCUUAGCUGGCUUGGACUUGGCUCAAACUAUGACAGCAGGGAAUCUGUGCCAACUGCCGAUCAGCAACAGUUUAUCAAAAUAGCUCAAGAAGUGAUCGCUGAAUGUCAUCCGGAACAGCUCAUCGUUGAUGGCAAAUAUCUCACUUCAUCCGCGCUUUCUGAACUCAUUGGUACAAUCAUUCAAGCAUCUACAAAUGUUGCUCACACUGAAAUGGAUAAAGGUGAACCUGUGGCAAGAAAGUUGAAAGAACAAGAAGAAGAUGCACUUGUACUUUACCUGGAAUUGAUGGUUAGCAUAGCAUUGGAAAACAAAGACCGCCUUUCUCUAAUAUGGACACCAAUCAAGCAGCAUUUGCAAUGGUUUAUGAGUGAUUUUGGUCGGAAUCCAUUGAUUGUAGAGAGGGCUGUUGUUGGUUUGUUAAGGAUUGCGAACAGGAAUUUGUAUCAUCUUAAAGACGAUAUCGCUGAUGAAGUGCUUCAAUCUUUAGGAAUUCUGUUGAAGUUACCACCUCCAGCUAUGUUCAUGUUUUCUCGACAAAUUGCGUAUGGCUUACAUGAAUUGCUGCGCACAAAUGCCGCAAAUGUACACCGGCGCGAACAUUGGGCAAUUCUUUUUGGAAUAAUGGAAGCUGUGGGGGCGGGUGUCUAUCCGGAGGAUUUCAAUACGCAGCUUAAUGAUCCUGGUUUAUCUCAAAAAAAAUCGAAAAUCGUGAAUCGACAAGUGCAUAGUGAUACGGAACCAAGUUUAAACCGUUCGCGAGUUGAUAACACAAGUGAAACAAUCUAUGUUGACCGAGGUUACACAUCUGAUGUUGUUCCAGGAUCAGUGUCAUCUAUUUCGAGUCUUUCGGAACAUAUUGAUAGUGCAGCUUCUUUAUUGAACGAGGCAAGCACUGAAUGGAUACAUGUUGAUCACAGAGAUGUAGCACUUGCUGCGCAGCAGCAGCAGUUCCAGCUUAAACCGACUGGAAAGCAGCAUCUAUAUUCGAGUGUUUUCGAUCGCGGUACUGUUGUGUUGCGCACUAAUCUCAUCAGACACGAUCCUUUAGCGUUCCUAAAAGUGGGAGAAACGCUAACAUUUCUGGCACGUGAUGCAGCUCAUAUCACUCCUGAGAACUUUGAUUCCUGUAUAGAAUGCUUGAGAUCAUGUACUGAAGCUAGUCUGGAUGGUGGGAGAUAUGCUGCUGGUCCGCUCAGUGGUGAUGCUCAAAGUCAGUUGCGAAGUGUUUUAAAGGAUAGCAAAUCAAAGAAUAGUGUCAAACAAGAAAGAGGCAACCAUAGACACAUGCUUCUGAAAACGGAAAGUAAUCAUGAAGAAGAAGGAAUGUCAUCUCAAGCUGAACCACAGAAACUAUCAGCAAGCUACCAGCAGGUUGCCUUCCAGAUGCUUGACUUGUGUCAUACGUUACAUGUCAAAGGUGCUGCAAUAUAUCGCAGUUGGGCUUAUGGCGGAGCUGAAAUUGAUGCGAGUUUACCAGCUCUAUGGAACCAUUGUUGGCGACCUCUUUUACAGUGUAUAGCUCGUCUUUGUUGUGAUUGUAGGCGACAAGUACGAACACAAGCGCUUAAUUUCCUUGUACGUGCCUUCCUCAUACCGGAAAUGCAAGCGAUGGAAGGCAGACAGUGGGAAGAGUGCUUUGGCGAGGUACUUUUCCCUCUGCUACAAAAACUGCUCGAAAAUUUAUCACCAAUGGAUCCGAUUGGAAUGGAGGAGACACGAGUACGAGUUAUGCAGCUCAUUUCGAAAAUUCUACUCAAUCAUUUAACCCCUUUGAGUUUGUUGGCAUCAUUCCGAUCCCUGUGGUUACGUUUGCUGGAUUAUAUGGAUCAGUAUCUUCAUGCGGAUCGCAGUGAUCUUUUAUCAGAAGCAAUUCCAGAAUCAUUAAAGAAUAUGAUUCUCGUCAUGGAUAAUACUGAAAUGUUCUGCACCAUACCCGAUUUAUACGAUAUGACUGUUACACGCAUUGGUGCAUUCUUGCCGGAGCUGCUUGCCGAAGUGAUGCCUGGUCCGCCAAGAAGACCGCAUUUACCUGAUGUGAAGUUACAAGAGACGCCAGAGUCACUUCUUCAAGGCGAGAACCCUGAGAUUACUAAACCUGGCUCUAGAGAGGCUGUGUCGAUACUUCCUCAGCAGUUCAACAUUGAUAGACAAGUACUAAUUGCUCCACCAAUCGACUUAACUACGCAGUUACAAUCUCCAAACCCUGGUCAUUUGCAACCUGAAGAUAUCGCUUAUAACGGCGGGACUUCGAAGUGUGCCGAUUUAUCAGAAGUUGCAGUGGAGAUUCCAAUUCCAGAACUGGAAGAAGUAAUCGUUCAUUCUGGCAGUACUUCUCCGCCUUCCCAGUCGUAUUUUGUUACGGCUGAAGCAAAUGCUCAACCCUCGAUACUGUUUUCAAAUGGAGAAUCUGAUGUCUGCGGUCGAGAUGGAAUAACAUGUGAUGAGCAACUGUCAAAUCAGCAAUUUUCAUAUGCCCAAACUGCACAAAUAUAUAAUACCGAUUAUUCUUGCGAUGCUGAGAGAUUGAAGGACGUGAAUGAUGAAACGCAGUUUGCUACUGCAUCAGUGGAAGGAUUUCGGAUAGUACCACCUCGUUUAUUGUAUGCUCAACAGCAGUUAGAACAGCUCCCAUUUAUUGGCUCACAAUCGUCACAAAUCUCGUGGCAGGCUCCUUCGGUCUCGACACCAAUGAUGAUUGUUGAUGGACCUUUGGUUCCAUCACCAAAUAGUGCAUUUUCACCUCCAGUGUCUUCAUCUUUGCGAUCUGUCGUUGAAGCAUCUUCACGAUUUUCAGAGGUAUAA